Molecule: messenger RNA, 8477 nt
Organism: Monodelphis domestica (gray short-tailed opossum)
Lineage: Eukaryota; Metazoa; Chordata; Mammalia; Didelphimorphia; Didelphidae
Source: RefSeq, a predicted model, not a curated record
CGCCUCCUUCCGUUCUCGGCCCUCCGUCGUCUCUCUCGGUCGCUUUCCUCACUCCCGGCCGGGCCCAGCCGGCGCCGCGGCGGCUUGGGGCUGCCGGCCAAGAUGGCGGCUUUUGGCAUCCUGAGCUACGAGCACCGGCCGCUGAAGCGGCCGCGGCUGGGCCCGCCCGAUGUCUACCCGCAGGACCCCAAACAGAAGGAGGACGAACUGACUGCUCUGAACGUGAAGCAAGGCUUCAAUAACCAGCCCGCCGUGUCCGGGGAUGAGCACGGCAGCGCCAAAAACGUCAACUUUAACCCGGCCAAGAUCAGCUCCAACUUCAGCAGCAUCAUUGCAGAGAAGCUUCGGUGUAAUACCCUGCCAGACACAGGGAGACGGAAGCCCCAGGUGAAUCAGAAGGACAAUUUCUGGCUGGUCACCGCACGUUCCCAGAGUGCCAUCCACGCCUGGUUCACUGACUUGGCUGGCACCAAACCACUCACACACUUAGCCAAAAAGGUCCCCAUUUUUGGUAAGAAAGAGGAAGUCUUUGGGUACCUGGCCAAGUACACCGUGCCAGUGAUGAGAGCCGCCUGGCUCAUUAAGAUGACUUGCGCCUAUUACUCAGCAUUCUCAGAGACCAAGAUGAAGAAGAAGCAUUCCGUCGACCCUUUCAUAGAGUGGACUCAGAUCAUCACCAAGUAUUUGUGGGAGCAGCUGCAGAAGAUGGCUGAGUUUUACAGGCCAGGGCCUGGGAGCUGUAUUUCUGGCUCAGGGUCCCUCUCCCACGAGUUGGAUACGGCCCUUCGUCAGUGGGACUACAAUGAGAAGUUGGCCAUGUUCAUGUUCCAGGAUGGGAUGCUAGACCGGCAUGAGUUCCUCACUUGGGUCCUUGAGUGUUUUGAGAAAAUCCGACCAGGAGAGGAUGAGCUGCUCAAGCUGCUGCUCCCCCUGCUGCUGAGGUACUCAGGGGAAUUUGUUCAGUCUGCAUACCUCUCUCGACGUCUUGCCUAUUUCUGUACUCGGAGACUGGCCCUGCAGCUGGACGGUGUAAGCGGCCACCCUCCCCACGUGCUUGCUGCUCAGCCCAGCAACACGUUGCCCCCCACCCCUGCUCCUCAACCCCCAACUUGCAGCCAGUCCUCCACACCCUUUGGUGAAUUGCUUCAGUGUCCUCAGCAUCGACCUCUGGUUUUUGGGCUCAGCUGCAUCCUUCAGAGCAUCCUUCUCUGCUGUCCCAGUGCUCUCGUCUGGCACUACUCACUGACUGAUAGUAGGAUUAAGACAGGCUCUCCUCUUGACCACCUGCCUAUUGCACCCUCCAAUUUGCCCAUGCCUGGGGGCAACUCUGCCUUUACUCAACAGGUCCGGGCAAAAUUACGGGAAAUUGAACAACAGAUCAAGGAACGGGGCCAGGCCGUUGAAGUUCGCUGGUCCUUUGAUAAAUGCCAAGAAACAACCGCAGGAUUCACCAUUGGGCGAGUGCUCCACACCUUGGAAGUGCUAGACAGCCACAGCUUUGAACGCUCCGACUUUAGCAAUUCCCUGGAUUCCUUAUGUAAUCGCAUCUUCGGACUAGGGCCCAGUAAAGAUGGCCAUGAGAUCUCCCCAGAUGAUGAUGCUGUGGUGGUGCUGCUGUGUGAAUGGGCUGUCAGCUGUAAACGUUCUGGCCGCCACCGGGCUAUGGUGGUCGCCAAGCUCCUGGAGAAGAGACAGGCGGAGAUCGAGGCAGAGCGCUGUGGAGAGUCGGAGGCUGUGGACGAGAAGGGUUCCAUCUCGUCUGGCUCCUUGUCUGCUCCAACUGCUCCCAUCUUCCAAGAUGUCCUUUUGCAGUUCCUGGACACGCAGGCACCCAUGCUAACUGAUCCCAGAAGUGAGAGUGAGAGGAUAGAGUUCUUCAACCUGGUGCUUCUAUUCUGUGAGCUGAUCCGUCAUGAUGUCUUUUCCCACAACAUCUACACCUGUACCCUCAUCUCCCGAGGGGACCUGGCCUUUGGGGCAUCGGGACCUCGGCCCCCUUCUCCCUUUGAUGAUCCUCCAGAUGACCCUGAGCGAAAGGACACCGAAGGCAGUAGUAGCAGCAAGCUUGAAGACCCGGGACUCUCAGAGUCUAUGGACAUUGACCCUGGCUCCAGUACACUCUUUGAGGACAUGGAGAAGCCAGACUUCUCGAUGUUCUCUCCCACUAUGCACUGUGAGGGGAAAGGCAGCCCAUCCCCUGAGAAAGCAGAUGGCGAUAAAGAGACAAAGCCACUACUGAAGGAGAAAGCUGAGGGGAACUUAGGGGUUCUCUAUGAGCAGCCACGCCAUGUGCAGUAUGCCACACACUUCCCUAUUCCCCAGGAGGAGUCCUGCAGCCAUGAGUGCAACCAGCGCCUGGUGGUCCUGUUCGGGGUGGGAAAGCAGAGAGAUGAUGCCCGCCAUGCCAUCAAGAAGAUUACCAAGGACAUCCUGAAGGUGCUGAAUCGUAAGGGCACCGCUGAAACUGGCGGGGAAGAUGGACAGAAGCGGAGGAGGAGCCGGCCGGAAGCCUUCCCCACAGCGGAGGAUAUAUUCUCCAAGUUUCAGCACCUUUCCCAUUAUGACCAGCACCAAGUCACGGCUCAGGUCUCCCGGAAUGUCCUGGAGCAGAUCACAAGCUUUGCCCUUGGCAUGUCAUACCACCUGCCCUUGGUACAGCACGUACAGUUCAUUUUCGACCUCAUGGAAUAUUCACUCAGCAUCAGUGGCCUCAUCGACUUUGCUAUCCAGCUGCUGAACGAGCUGAGUGUGGUGGAGGCCGAGCUGCUUCUUAAGUCCUCAGACCUGGUGGGCAGUUAUACUACUAGCCUGUGCCUGUGUAUCGUGGCCGUAUUGAGGCACUACCAUGCCUGCCUCAUCCUCAACCAAGAUCAGAUGGCACAGGUCUUUGAAGGCCUUUGCGGGGUAGUAAAGCAUGGCAUGAACCGGUCGGACGGCUCCUCAGCAGAACGCUGCAUCCUGGCCUAUCUCUAUGAUCUGUACACCUCCUGCAGCCACCUAAAGAGCAAGUUUGGGGAGCUCUUCAGUGACUUCUGCUCAAAAGUGAAGAAUACCAUCUACUGCAAUGUGGAACCCUCUGAGUCGAACAUGCGAUGGGCCCCAGAGUUCAUGAUUGACACACUCGAGAACCCAGCAGCACACACCUUCACCUACUAUACCGGCCUGGGCAAAAGCCUCAGUGAGAACCCUGCCAACAGAUACAGCUUUGUCUGCAAUGCCCUCAUGCAUGUCUGCGUGGGCCACCAUGAUCCUGACCGGGUGAAUGACAUUGCCAUCUUGUGUGCUGAACUGACUGGUUACUGUAAAGCCCUGAGUGCGGAAUGGCUUGGGGUGCUGAAGGCCUUAUGCUGCUCUUCUAAUAAUGGCACCUGCGGCUUCAACGACCUGCUCUGCAAUGUGGACGUCAGUGACCUGUCUUUUCAUGACUCCCUUGCCACCUUCGUGGCCAUCCUUAUCGCCCGGCAGUGUCUGCUCCUAGAGGACCUCAUCCGCUGUGCAGCCAUUCCCUCACUGCUCAAUGCUGCUUGCAGCGAACAGGACUCUGAACCAGGUGCCCGUCUAACCUGCCGAAUCUUGCUCCAUCUUUUUAAGACACCUCAACUGAACCCCUGCCAGGCCGAUGGCAAUAAGCCUGCCGUGGGGAUCCGUUCCUCCUGCGAUCGGCACCUGCUGGCCGCCUCCCAGAACCGCAUCGUAGAUGGGGCUGUCUUUGCUGUGCUCAAGGCUGUGUUUGUGCUUGGGGAUGCUGAGCUGAAGGGCUCAGGCUUCGCUCUGGCAGGAGGAGCAGAUGAGCUCCCUGAGGAGGAGGGUGGGGGUGGCCGGAGGCCUGGGGGCCGCAGCUUCUCAGUGGAGACGGCCAGUCUCGAUGUUUAUGCCAAAUAUGUACUCCGGAGCAUCUGCCAGCAGGAGUGGGUAGGAGAGCGCUGCCUCAAGUCCCUGUGCGAAGACAGCAAUGACCUCCAGGAUCCUGUGCUGAGCAGCGCCCAGGCCCAGCGCCUCAUGCAGCUUAUCUGCUACCCACAUCGGCUGCUAGACAACGAGGACGGGGACAAUCCCCAACGACAGCGCAUCAAGCGCAUUCUACAGAAUCUGGACCAGUGGACCAUGCGCCAGUCUUCCCUGGAGCUACAGCUCAUGAUUAAACAGACCCCUAACAACGAGAUGAACUCCCUCCUGGAGAAUAUUGCCAAGGCUACCAUUGAGGUUUUCCAGCAGUCAGCAGAGACGGGUGCAGCUGCAGGAGGCCCUGCUGCCACUGUACCCCCCAGCAACAACAAGGCUAAGCCUGUCCUCAGCUCUCUGGAGCGCUCUGGAGUGUGGCUAGUGGCUCCACUCAUCGCCAAGCUGCCCACCUCUGUGCAGGGCCAUGUGCUGAAGGCUGCCGGGGAAGAGCUAGAGAAGGGGCAGCAUCUGGGCUCUUCCUCCCGGAAGGAGCGAGACAGGCAGAAACAGAAGAGCAUGUCCCUACUGAGCCAGCAGCCCUUCUUGUCUCUGGUGCUGACAUGCCUAAAAGGGCAGGAUGAGCAGCGCGAAGGCCUCCUCACCUCCCUCUACAGCCAGGUACACCAGAUUGUUAACAACUGGCGAGAUGACCAAUACUUGGACAACUGUAAGUCCAAGCAACUGAUGCACGAGGCCCUAAAGCUGCGGCUUAACCUGGUGGGGGGCAUGUUUGACACGGUUCAGAGGAGCACCCAGCAGACAACUGAUUGGGCUAUUCUCCUCCUGGAGAUCAUCAUCAGUGGCACUGUGGAUAUGCAGUCCAACAAUGAGCUCUUCACCACUGUGUUGGAUAUGCUCAGUGUGCUUAUCAAUGGGACAUUGGCCGCAGACAUGUCCAGCAUUUCUCAGGGAAGCAUGGAGGAAAACAAACGGGCAUACAUGAAUUUGGUGAAGAAAUUACAGAAGGAGCUAGGGGAACGCCAAUCUGACAGUCUGGAGAAAGUGCACCAGCUCCUGCCACUGCCCAAGCAGACCCGGGAUGUCAUCACUUGCGAGCCACAGGGCUCCCUCAUUGACACCAAAGGCAAUAAGAUUGCUGGCUUUGAUUCUAUCUUCAAGAAGGAGGGCCUCCAAGUCUCCACCAAACAGAAGAUCUCACCCUGGGAUAUGUUCGAAGGGCUGAAGCCAUCAGCACCACUGUCCUGGGGCUGGUUUGGGACUGUACGAGUGGAUCGGCGGGUGGCCAGGGGAGAAGAACAACAGCGCCUCUUGCUGUACCACACCCACCUGCGACCUCGGCCCCGGACCUACUACCUGGAACCAUUGCCACUGCCCCCAGAAGAUGAAGAACCACCUGCCCCUACUCUCCUGGAGCCAGAGAAGAAGGCGCCUGAGCCCCCCAAAGCUGACAAGGCUGGGGCAGCUCCCCCUAGCACAGAGGAACGCAAGAAGAAGCCUCCCAAAAGCAAGAAACGUCCCCAGGCAGCCAGCAAGACCGAGGACUAUGGCCUGGGCCCAGGGCGGAGUGGCUCCUUUGUUCCAGUGCCCACAGACCUCCUCCAUCACACCUCUGGCAGCUCUAUAUCUCGCUUUGGCUACCCACAGACACCUGUGACACUCUACACACAGAACCAACCUCUGCCUGCGGGGGGCCCUCGCUUGGAUACCACAUAUCGCCCAGUGAGGAUGCCAGUGCCCAAGAUCCAGACUAGACCGUCAUACCCUGGGGUGUUAUCUUCACCUAUAACCGGAGUCAUAAUUGACCCUUCCUACAAGACUCCUGUGUACCGACAGCAGCAGCCCCCGGUGCCACAGGGCCAACUCCUACGCCAACAGCUCCAAGCCAAGCUGAGUCAGGGGAUGUUAGGCCAACCACCUGUCCGACAGAUGAACCCAAAUUCCUCCUAUGGUUCACUGCAGGCUUCCCAGGGCUAUACUCCUUAUGGUUCCCACAUUGGACUACAACAGCACACUGGCCCAGCAGGCACAAUGGUGCCCCCCAGCUACUCUGGCCAGCCCUAUCAGAGUCCCCAUCCUGCUGCCAACCCUACUCUCGUGGAUCCCACACGCCAUCUCCAGCAGAGGCCCAGUGGCUAUGUGCACCAGCAGGCCCCAGGCUAUGGACAUGGGCUGCCCACCACUCAAAGGUUCACCCACCAGUCACUCCAGCAGACACCCAUGAUGGGGACCAUGACCCCCUUGAGUGCUCAGGGGGUUCCUGCUGGUGUCCGCCCCAGUCCCAUCCUGCCUGAGCAGCAGCAGCAGCAGCAACAGCAGCAGCAGCAGCAGCAGCAGCAACAGCAGCAAUACCACAUUCGGCAGCAGCAGCAGCAACAGCAGCUCCUGAGGCAGCAGCAGCAGCAGCAGCAGCAGCAGCAGCAGCAGCAGCAGCAGCAGCAGCAGCAGCAGCAGCAGCAGCAGCAACCACCACCAAUACCUGCAAAUGGGCAGCAGGCCAACAGUCAGAAUGAAGGCCUGACUAUUGAUCUGAAGAAUUUUAGGAAGCCAGGGGAAAAGACUUUCACCCAGCGGAGCCGCCUCUUUGUGGGAAAUCUCCCUCCUGACAUCACUGAAGAGGAGAUGAGGAAACUGUUUGAGAAAUAUGGGAAGGCAGGCGAGGUGUUCAUACACAAGGACAAAGGAUUUGGCUUUAUCCGCCUGGAAACCCGAACUCUAGCUGAAAUUGCUAAGGUCGAACUGGACAACAUGCCCUUACGUGGAAAGCAGUUGCGAGUGCGCUUUGCAUGCCAUAGCGCAUCCCUGACUGUUAGGAACCUGCCACAGUUCGUGUCCAAUGAACUGUUGGAGGAAGCUUUCUCUGUCUUUGGCCAGGUGGAGAGAGCUGUAGUGAUUGUGGAUGAUCGAGGGAGGCCUUCAGGGAAAGGCAUUGUGGAAUUCUCAGGGAAGCCAGCUGCGAGAAAAGCUCUGGACAGAUGCAGUGAAGGGUCCUUCCUUCUGACCACAUUUCCUAGGCCUGUAACUGUGGAGCCGAUGGACCAACUGGAUGAUGAAGAAGGUCUCCCAGAGAAAUUGGUCAUCAAGAACCAACAAUUUCACAAGGAACGAGAGCAGCCACCUCGAUUUGCCCAGCCUGGUUCCUUUGAGUAUGAGUAUGCCAUGCGUUGGAAAGCGCUGAUUGAGAUGGAGAAGCAGCAACAAGACCAAGUAGACCGAAACAUCAAGGAAGCCAGGGAGAAGCUGGAGAUGGAGAUGGAGGCGGCUCGCCAUGAGCACCAGGUCAUGUUGAUGAGGCAGGAUCUGAUGAGACGUCAGGAAGAGCUCCGAAGGAUGGAGGAACUUCAUAACCAGGAAGUGCAGAAACGAAAGCAAAUGGAACUCAGGCAGGAGGAGGAACGCAGGCGUCGUGAGGAGGAGAUGAGGCGACAGCAGGAAGAAAUGAUGCGGCGUCAGCAAGAGGGUUUCAAAGGAAACUUCCCUGAUGCGAGAGAGCAGGAGAUGCGGAUGGGCCAGAUGGGUAUAGGAGGUGCUAUGGGCUUAAACAACAGAGGAUCCUUGGGAGGUGCUAAUGUGCCAGCUGGUGCCCCUAGUGCUCCAGGGCCUGGUCCAAUGAUGCCAGAUGGAACCAUGGGAAUGACCCCACCACCCAGUGACCGCUUUGGCCAGGGUGGCACAAUGGAAGGACUUGGGGCAAUGGGUGCAAACCCUCCCGCAUUCAACCGAGGAACUCCCGGAGGGGACUUUGGCCCAAACAAACGUCGCAGAUACUAAGAGAGUCACAGUGGCGAUUUCCCCCUGACCCUACAGACAAGGACCCUUUUUGGACUAGCCAGGAUUCUGCCUUAGAGGGUGUUGGGGCUCUGCUCCUCCUACUAGUUAGGCCUCCCCACUUGAACUACUCUAGGUAGGAAAUGUGCUGAGGGAAGAGAGGGAUUGGGGAGGGGCAUUUAGUGAAUCAGUUAUAUGUGGUGCAUUCCUAAAACUUAAAUGUGAAGGCUACCGAGGGGCUGGGGGAGGCCACAAGGCCGAAAGGCUCUAUCCCUGUCCCCCUUGACCAUUCCACCUUUGUCCCUUCACUCCCUCAGUAACUUAGACACAAUCCUGGUUAGGACCUCAGGUGUGUAUCCAGGAAGUUCAGGCAACGAUACCAGUAGAAGACCCUUUCUUCUUCCUCACCUAGUGUUCCUCUUAUGUCCUGAAAAGGUUUUGUUAUGUGCUUUUAGGUUUCAAUUACGUGUUUUGUUUUGUUGUUUUUGUUUUUUUUUUAACUUUUCUCUUUCUUGGAUGGGGAGGCAGCCCAGAAUGGAGGAGUUUGUAGCCUCCCUCUGGGAGGUGCUGGGGUGUCAUUGUACACACCCUCUCUUGUUGGUCUAAGUUCUAGCUUGGGGGCAGGGGCUGCUGGGUGCUGGUGCUCUCUUAUCCAUGCCUGUAGCUCUCAAGGCUUGCCUGUCUUUAGCUGUUGCUGCAUAAGUUUCACUGGUGUAUGUGAUGUUGGGCCCUCUCACAGUCUGGAGUUGAUUUGAGAAUUGAGACAGGAAUGCAGCAGAAACAUUAAUUAAAAACAGAUUUUAAGCCUU